CUUUCACGUUUGAUUUUAAUACAAGACCAUUCAUAAUCUACACUUCGUCCCCUACAUCGCACCACCUGGCCUGUACCAUACAGGACUUGGUUUGGCCCCCUUGUUGAGAGUCAGACGCACGAGACAACAUCCGACGCAUAAUCCUAUUACAGUACAGUAGUGGCCUUCUUUAGCUGCAGCCUUCCAUUACUCCCCUGGCAGUGAUCCUGGGCGUGACGACACCCAAUUCCCGGGCUCCAUCGCAACAGAUUAAUCCCUACAGCUCAUUUUUUUUUUGGGCAACAGUGUUUGCAACAACAUCAUCCGACUUUUUCGUGAUUGCAACCACCGAAUAUCAUCAUGGCGAAGAACGCACCUCUCGGCCUUGCAGGCCUGGUCCUCAUGGCAGUUUCUCUACUUUUCCUCUGGUUCAUUAUCCUAUCUGGAUUAACCUCAACCACUCCGUUUGACAAGACGUAUUUCCUCCGCGCCGAUACGAGCGACAUCACAGGAGCUCGCGACACCACGCAAUGGAACUUUUUCUACAUCUGUGGCGCCGGCAACAACGACUGCGACGGCGCUCGCGCUGCUCCUGUCAUCGGUAAAGCUUGGGACUCUAACCCUCGCAACGCGCCCAGCUCGCUCGUUGGCGGUCGCGCUGGCGACACCACCUCCAACCGCCAGUUCUUCCUCUGGAGGUUCGGCUGGGUCUUCAUCCUCAUCACCCUGUUCUUCGAGACCAUUGCCUUCUUCACCGGCUUCAUUGCAUGUUGCGGCCGUCUCGGCGCCGGCAUCUCCGGCUUCACGUCCAUGUUCGCCCUGCUCUGCUCCUCUGUCGCCAUGUCCCUGAUGACUGCUACUUGGGUUCUCGCUCGCAACGCUUUCAAGAGUGCAGGUCGAUCGGCCUCGAUCGGCCGCUACGCCUUUGGUUUUGCUUGGGCAUCUUGGGCCGCUCUUUUCAUCGCCACCAUUCUCUUCUGCCUAGGCAUGCGUGGUGACAAGAGCUCUUCCAGCGGCGGUUACAGCGGCCGCUCAUGGCGCCGCAGACGCAGCGUUCGCAGCACCAACGGUUACGAGGGACGUCGUGUUAAGGAUGACUACUCCUAAACUAUCACUCGACAAUUGCCACUUGGGGACUUGUUUAAGCGAGCGUUUUUGGGGGCGUUGGCAAGGCGUUAAUGAGGAACUCAAGAAGGUUCGACGUCAAUUUUGCAGACCCCAAUUGUCAUCGAGCCGGUCAACUGCAACGCCGUACAUGCGGCGGCUCGUGUUUUCGACAGCUUGAUUUUGUCUGUUAAUAUUUGAUCUAGUUACUAGCCUGUCGUGUUGAGCAGGUUUGUACACAUGAAAUAUUUUGGUGGGGAAGCAUUGACAUGCUUCGAAUAAUGUUGAAGCGAAGGUUACGGCGAGAUCUACGAGAAGCUUGUUCGUCAAUCGCGUAAUAGUUAUGAAUGUAUGAAUCUGCAACAAUACGAGUACUUUCAAAUUAUUC
Molecule: messenger RNA, 1471 nt
Organism: Fusarium graminearum PH-1
Lineage: Eukaryota; Fungi; Ascomycota; Sordariomycetes; Hypocreales; Nectriaceae
Exons: 3
Coding region: 340-1086 (248 amino acids)
Biological process (GO): septin cytoskeleton organization; cortical actin cytoskeleton organization; endocytosis
Cellular component (GO): membrane raft; cell cortex; plasma membrane
Source: RefSeq, a predicted model, not a curated record